Molecule: messenger RNA, 592 nt
Organism: Perca fluviatilis (European perch)
Lineage: Eukaryota; Metazoa; Chordata; Actinopteri; Perciformes; Percidae
Gene: gngt2b
Product: guanine nucleotide binding protein (G protein), gamma transducing activity polypeptide 2b
Exons: 3
Coding region: 143-355 (70 amino acids)
Biological process (GO): G protein-coupled receptor signaling pathway
Cellular component (GO): heterotrimeric G-protein complex
Molecular function (GO): G-protein beta-subunit binding
Source: RefSeq, a predicted model, not a curated record
AUCAGCUGGGAUGAAGAGCAGUGGGACAGCACAGAUCAGUCAGUGUGAAGAAGCGACCAGACUACAGGAAGGCAUACAGUCAAGCUCUUAGGAGCCAACACAUUUCUCAGAUUUUAGGGGAUCCCACCAUUCAACAGUCAGGAUGGCUCGGGAUAUGUCAGAUAAGGAAAUCUUGAAAAUGGAACUGGAACAGUUGAAGAAGGAAGUUAACACAGCUAGGACACCAGUGGCUGCAAACUGCGCAGAGACCGUUUCCUUUGUUGAGGCACUGGUACCAAAUGAUCCGCUGAUUAAGGGCGUUGCAGAUGACAAGAACCCCUACAAGGGAGACAAGGGAGGCUGCAUAGUAACAUAGCACAAAGACAUGCAGGGAAUAAUCAAACAGUUUUUUAUGAGAGCCAGUUACAUUGCUGUGAUAUCCCUUUAGGAUUCUUGUGGAUAAAUUGUACAGUAGUAAGAAAACUAAGAUCUGUAAAUGGUAUUGCUACCCGGAGAGAGACCAUUUCCCAUCACCGGAUUACUGUAUGUACCUGUUGAUAUGAAAAUGCUUCUUUGUCAAUUUGUAAUUAAAUGCAAAUAGCUGUACAAAGUU